Pocillopora damicornis (cauliflower coral) is the source of this 1475-nucleotide messenger RNA. Its product is annotated as B-cell receptor-associated protein 31. NCBI's taxonomy places the organism in Eukaryota, Metazoa, Cnidaria, Anthozoa, Scleractinia, Pocilloporidae. Gene Ontology annotation, biological process: endoplasmic reticulum to Golgi vesicle-mediated transport; intracellular protein transport. The record is from RefSeq and is a predicted model, not a curated record. Gene Ontology annotation, cellular component: endoplasmic reticulum; endoplasmic reticulum membrane.
UAAUAAAACGCUCUGUGGAGGUUAGAAUAGUUUGAAAGACGUAUUCGCUACAAUGACCAUCCAGUGGACUCUCGCUGCUGGCUUUCUGUACACUGAGAUCAGUGUUCUUUUGUUGUUCUGUCUACCUUUUAUUUCGGCCAAAAGAUGGAAUCAACUUUUUAACUCCAGGUUCGUGGCUGCUUUGUUUGCGUAUGGAAAUUUCUACUUCAACGUCAUUGCGUUAGUGAUGGCUCUACUUUUACUAGAUUCAAUUCGGGAAUCCAGAAAGUACAGCAAGAUGGAGUCCACUGCACAAGUGGACUUGCACAACAAUCCUCAGGCAGAAAUCAUGGCUCAGAUGAAAUUGUUUCGUGCACAGCGUAAUCUGUACAUUUCUGGAUUUUCCCUGUUUCUUUUGAUAGUGCUACGUCGUGUUGGAAAGCUUCUCUCCAAAAAUUCUGUUCUUGAAGCUUCCAAUGAAGCCAGUCUGCGUCAAGCACAAAAUGUGUCUCAGCAGUGCGAAAAGUUGAUGGACGAAAAUAAUGAACUUAAAAAGGCCAUAGAAGGCACAGAUGGAAAAACAGAGACAAAGACAGAGACAAAAGAUGAAGAUAAAAUGAACCAAGAGCUGAAAGAAUUGAGAGAAGCCUUGGAAGAUAAAUCCAAGAAGCUUUCAGAACGAUCUGAAGAGCUUGAAAGGACAAAGAAAGAUUUGGCUGCAUUGAAAGAACGGCAUGCUGAACUGACACAGGAAUACGACAAGCUUUUGAAGGAAUAUGCUAAAGCACAGGCCAAGCUGGGGAAAGACGAGAACAAAACAGGAGAAGAUAAGAAAGACAACUGAGGACAUGUGACCAUCAUCUGAAUUAUUUAAUAAUUAUUAUUAGUAAUAGAACACAUUUAUUUGAUAGAACAGAUCUAAAGAUAGCUCGUCACAUAGUCUCUGUUUAAAGCUUGUGAGAAAACUUAGAAGUCAGUAACAAAAAUCGCUGUGAUGCUUGUUUGAAAGUUGAAGUAAGUUUGCAUAAGAUUUUAUGUUGAAAAAAAAAAAAAGAGAGAGAACUGAAUUAGUUGUAACUGUGCAGAAACCUUAGUGAGAGACUUGACCAUCAAGUGUUGUUCCUAUCAGUUAAAACACAGUGAAAAUGAAUUAUGUUGACACUCAGGGUAAUCUCCUCAAUCUCAGUUUCCCAAAUAGUCUUUUAACCCUUUAACUUCCAAGAUCUGAUUGUAUAUUCUCCCCUCCAGCUUUUACACAAUUACUGGCAAAUAAGUGAGACGAAUUUGGUAUUAGAUCAAGAUAACAACUUCUACCUGAUAAGUUUGGGUUUUCUCGCUUGCCCUUUGCUGGAUAAUGUAUGGAUAUUGUAGAGAGAAUUUUCAUGUUAAUCGCUUCCGGAAGUUAAAGGGAAACGAGUUUCUGUAUGGAUAGUUCAAAACGUCGUGGGAUAAGAAACUUUUGUCAAGUGUCUAUUAAAGGAAGGGAAUUCUGUGAA